AUGUCCCCGGCGGAUGAUACUCAGUAUGACGAUGGCUCUCAGCCAGUUUCUGUGCCCGACACGGCCGACACGGGCGAGAGCGGCAAGCUCAAGAUGAUUAUAUCACUUGUCAAGAAGGUCGUGGGUGUGAAGGACAUCGCGUCCAUGCGACUAUCGCUGCCUGCUUCGUUGCUGGAGCCGAUCCCGAACCUGGAGUACUGGCAUUAUCUGGACCGGCCAGAUCUGUUCGCGGCCAUUAAUGAUUCUGACGAUCCUUUCGAACGCAUGCUGGCCGCUCUCCGAUUCGCGUUCUCCAAGGAUCUGAAGUUCAUACGCGGCAAAGUUUGCAAACCCUACAACUCUGUUCUCGGAGAGCACUUCCGAUCGCAUUGGGAUGUGAUCCCGGUCGAGUACCCGUCCGACCCCACGGAGCCGCCAAUCCAGCAUCUCUACCUCACCUCGCCCGCACCUGAAUCGACAUACUCUUCUCUGGCGCCGACUCCGGCGCAGACGCCGCGUAUACCGGUGUCUGAGACGGCGAGCCUGAGCGGUCGCAGCAUCAAGAGCGGCAAGAGCGUCGUCAGCGGGCUUAGCACGCUGUCGCGCGGCACAUCCACUCCAGGAAAGAGCACCCCAGCGACAUCUCCAGACUUGGUCGAGACGAACCUGGAGGCGGGCGUGUCAAGCCUGAACCUCAACGACGGGAGCACGGAGUUGCUGGAGGCGGACGAUGCGCCAGAAGUGGAGGGUAAGCGGCGCGUGCGCGUCGUAUUCCUGACGGAGCAGGUCUCGCACCACCCGCCCGUGUCAGCCUUCUACGCGUCGUGUCCGAGCCGGAAGACGGAGCUUAUGGGCGUAGACCAGAUCUCGGCGAAGGUCUCUGGGACGACAAUCCGCAUCGUGCCGGGCUCGUACAACAAGGGCAUUUUCGUGCGCCUCACUGGCGGGCCGGGGGAGGGCGAGACGUACCAGAUCACCCACCCGGUGGGCUCCGUGAACGGUAUCUUGCGCGGGAGCUUCUACAUCACGAUGUGCGAGGCGACGAUCAUCGAGUGCAGUGGCGGAACGGAUGAGGAGAAGCUGCGGGCGGUGAUCGAGUACAAGGAGGAGUCGUGGCUGGGGAAGGCGCACUUCUUGGUCGAGGGCGUGAUCCACACGUACAAGCCCGGGAGCACAGAGCACCAAGAGUGGACGCGGGUGAGGCAUGUCCCGCGGGACCGUGUGCUCGCAACGCUCGACGGUUCGUGGAAACACCGCAUCCGGUGGAAGCGUGUCAACGCUCCGAGCUCGGAAUAUGCAACUCUGAUCGAUUUGUCUAUGCUGUGUGCGAUACCGAAGUCGGUCAGGCCGCUGGAGAAACAACAUCCGAACGAGAGUAGGAAGUUGUGGGAGAACGUGACGAACAAUCUGCUGGCGAAGGAGUAUAGCGAGGCUACGAAGCACAAACUCUCUAUCGAGCAGCGCCAGCGUGAUGAUGCCGCGGAGCGGAAACGGAAGGGCGUGCAGUUUGUACCGAAUUACUUCGAGAGCGACGUAGAUUCCGGCAUACCCAAGCUAACUGAAGCUGGCCGUCAGGCACUAGAAGAGGAGCUCAAGGAGGAGGCGCUAUACCCGUUGGAAGCCUGA
Messenger RNA from Rhodofomes roseus, 1605 nucleotides. RefSeq lists its product as uncharacterized. Bases 1 to 1605 code for a protein of 534 amino acids. Gene Ontology annotation, biological process: maintenance of cell polarity; piecemeal microautophagy of the nucleus; exocytosis. NCBI's taxonomy places the organism in Eukaryota, Fungi, Basidiomycota, Agaricomycetes, Polyporales, Fomitopsidaceae. Gene Ontology annotation, molecular function: sterol binding. The record is from RefSeq and is a predicted model, not a curated record. The transcript has 5 exons. Gene Ontology annotation, cellular component: membrane; intracellular membrane-bounded organelle; cytosol.